Messenger RNA from Melitaea cinxia (Glanville fritillary), 1536 nucleotides. RefSeq names its product AP-1 complex subunit mu-1 (gene AP-1mu). NCBI's taxonomy places the organism in Eukaryota, Metazoa, Arthropoda, Insecta, Lepidoptera, Nymphalidae. The record is from RefSeq and is a predicted model, not a curated record. Gene Ontology annotation, biological process: intracellular protein transport; vesicle-mediated transport. The transcript is spliced from 2 exons. Gene Ontology annotation, cellular component: clathrin adaptor complex; clathrin-coated vesicle. The coding region runs from base 107 to 1375 and encodes 422 amino acids. Gene Ontology annotation, molecular function: clathrin-cargo adaptor activity.
CAGUUGACAAACUGUCAAUUAGUUGCGUCAUCGCCGUCAUCUAGAUUUGCAAUGAUUUGGAUAGAAUAUGUUUUUUAAUUAGUCAAUAAUCUAUAUUAAUUACAAGAUGUCUUCGUCAGCAAUUUAUAUAUUAGACGUUAAAGGUAAAGUUCUCAUCUCGAGAAACUACCGGGGCGAUGUCGACAUGGGCGUUAUAGAUAAGUUUAUGCCUCUUCUGAUGGAGAAAGAGGAAGAAGGCAUGUUGACGCCUUUGCUACAGACCAGCGACUGCACCUUCGCCUAUAUCAAGACGAACAACCUAUACAUCGUAUCUACAACUAAGAAAAAUGCAAACAUUGCCCUUGUUUUUGUAUUCCUGUACAAGAUAGUUGAAGUUAUGACAGAGUACUUCAAAGAACUCGAAGAGGAGAGUAUCAGAGAUAAUUUCGUUGUUAUCUAUGAGUUGCUCGAUGAAUUACUAGAUUUUGGAUAUCCUCAAACUACUGAUAGCAAAAUCUUGCAAGAGUAUAUAACACAAGAGGGUCACAAGUUGGAAAUGCAACCUCGCAUACCUAUGGCAGUUACUAAUGCAGUUUCAUGGAGAUCAGAAGGCAUAAAAUACAGAAAAAAUGAAGUAUUCUUAGAUGUUAUUGAAUCUGUUAAUUUAUUGGCUAACUCGAAUGGUAAUGUUCUAAGAAGCGAAAUAGUCGGCGCUAUAAAAAUGCGAGUUUACUUAUCUGGUAUGCCCGAAUUACGACUCGGACUGAAUGAUAAAGUGCUCUUUGAAAGCACUGGUCGAGGAAAAUCUAAGUCUGUUGAACUGGAAGAUGUGAAGUUUCAUCAGUGUGUCAGAUUGUCACGUUUUGAAAAUGAUAGAACAAUCUCAUUUAUACCACCCGACGGUGAAUUUGAAUUAAUGUCUUAUAGAUUAAAUACACAUGUCAAGCCACUGAUUUGGAUAGAGUCUGUCAUUGAACGUCAUGCGCACUCCAGAGUGGAGUACAUGAUAAAAGCUAAAUCUCAAUUCAAGAGGCGUUCCACAGCUAAUAACGUCGAGAUUAUAAUCCCAGUGCCUGCUGAUGCUGAUUCACCAAAAUUCAAGACAACCAUUGGAAGUGUGAAGUAUACCCCUGAACAAAACGCUAUAACAUGGUCUAUUAAAUCAUUUCCUGGAGGCAAAGAGUACUUAAUGAGAGCACAUUUUGGCUUGCCAUCCGUCGAAUGUGAAGACACAGAUGGCAAACCACCGAUCCAAGUUAAAUUUGAAAUUCCAUACUUCACAACGUCUGGUAUUCAAGUUCGUUAUCUUAAAAUUAUAGAGAAGAGUGGCUAUCAAGCCCUACCAUGGGUUAGAUAUAUCACUCAAAAUGGCGACUACCAGUUAAGAACUAAUUAAUAAAAACACAAGUUGAUAGACUACAUUCCUUCUAUGUAUAAGUUGCACUUAGUAUGUAAUCAUAAUCAAUAUUGUAUUUGCAAUUUUAAAUAAUUUGUAUUUUAGAAGUAUUAUUGUGUAAGAACUAUUUUGACCCUAUAAUAAAAUGUUAGUUAUUUGAA